Molecule: messenger RNA, 2853 nt
Organism: Daphnia pulicaria
Lineage: Eukaryota; Metazoa; Arthropoda; Branchiopoda; Diplostraca; Daphniidae
Product: neuropeptide F receptor-like
Exons: 4
Coding region: 180-1742 (520 amino acids)
Biological process (GO): G protein-coupled receptor signaling pathway
Cellular component (GO): membrane
Molecular function (GO): neuropeptide Y receptor activity
Source: RefSeq, a predicted model, not a curated record
UGUUUCUCUCGUGCAGCAGCAGCAGCUCUCUCUCAACACAAAUAAAAAGAAAAGAAUCAAAAAUAAAAAAAAUAAAAAAAUAAAAAAGUUGGGGCCGGCCCAUUUCUGUUCUCGGAGAAACUCAAAGGAUUAAACACAGGAGAGUCUGAUGGAGGCGGAGACGUCGGAGUCCUACGACGAUGACGUGCGACAAUUCCAGCAGCGAUCCGUCAGAUGUUUCUCUCCUCUUCAGCAAUUGGUCGACGUCGGCGUCGUUGCCGGUGGCAACAGGCGACGCCGCUAAUUCGUCGGGCCAAGGCCUUGAGCUGGACCUGUCGGUCAUCGAGCGGUUCCGCUCCAACCGUCGCGUCAACGACUUCGCCUUCUUCUGGCUGGUCGCCGCCUAUUGCGUCCUGAUCGUCGUCGGAACCAUCGGCAACUCGCUGGUCGUCUACGUCGUCGCCCGCCAGCCGGCCAUGAGGACGGCCCGCAACGUCUUCGUCGUCAACCUGGCCAUCUCCGACUUGCUCCUCUGCCUCAUCACCAUGCCGUUAACGUUGAUGGAGAUCCGGUCGUACACUUGGCCGUUGGGCAACGCUCCCGUUUCUUGCAAGAUGGUCGGCUCGCUGCAGGCCGUUUCCAUUUUUGUUUCGACGCUGUCCAUCACGGCCAUUGCGCUCGACCGUUACCAGCUGAUCGUCUACCCGACCAAGAGGAGUUUCCAGUUGACGGGCGCUUUGCUGGCCCUAGGCGGGAUCUGGGUCCUGGGCAUCGUCCUGGCCCUUCCGCUCUUCAUCGUCCGCACGCUGGAGCACCACGACAUCCCCAUUCCCAAUUCGCCCAUCACGUCCGUCGAUUAUUGCCUGGAAGAGUGGCCCAACGAGCGGGGGCGCUCUUUGUACUCGAUCGGCAGCAUCCUGGUCCAGUACGCCCUGCCCAUCAUCACCGUCUCGGUGGCUCACGCCCGCAUCAGCAACAAACUUCAAGUGCGGAUGGCCUCGCUCAACCAGCACCAGCAAUUGCCCAUCCGUCAGCACAAUAAUGCGGCGCCAAAUGACGCCGUGACGGCUCAUAACACAAUCGCUAACGGCCAGCAGACGGCGGGUCAAAAUGCCGCCGCCGCUGCCAGUCGGAUCGAGUUGAACGCGGCGGCGACAGACUGCCGGACGGCCGCCAGAGAGGAGAAACUCCGCAAAACCAAUACGCUGCUCAUAGCCAUUUCCAUCAUUUUCACCAUUUGCUGGUUGCCGAUGAACACGUUCAACCUCGUUGAGGACACGUGGAACGUCUUCGGAGACGACACGGAGACGAUGCUGAUCGUCUACGCCGUUUGCCACAUGGUGGGAAUGUCUUCGGCCUGCGCCAAUCCGCUGCUGUACGGCUGGUUGAACGACAAUUUCCGGAAAGAGUUCCGCAGGAUCGGGUGGUCGUUCAUCGCCAAGCGGCGGAAUCAAACGGGUGCCAGAGACAUGAGCGACAAACCGCCCGGCGAGAUGUUGACGGACAAGGUGGGCGUCAAGAGGAUGGACGUGUCGGUCAUUGUGGAAAUAAGGGCGGACGACCACCAGCAGCAUCAGCCGUUGACGGUUGCCCCGUCGCUGAUUGUUUGCGCCGGGUCGCCUCAGUCAUCGACGCUCCACCCAGCCGCCGCCGCCCUGCUGGCCGUUCCAUCCAGCAAUUUGGCUCAUUAUCAGAAUAUGAAAGAAGCGUCCAGCACGGUGACAGCCGAAAGUGACGUCAUUCACCUGACGGUCCCCCAAUGAUCGUCAAGGCGGCCAGCGACGAGAUUGAACGAGACUGAUGUGACACAUUUCCAUUGAUUGUUGUCCCGUCAGCUUUCAUUGAUUCAUUUUUUUCCUUUUAACAUUUAUAAAUCUUUUCUUCGGUUUACUGUUGGCCUGUAUAUUGAUUAUAUACGUACACAUACAGCACUAUAUUCUACGUAGACGAGGUAAUAAGGGUCAAACUGAAAUUCAACCAUAUUUCUUCGCGGCGACUGUUUAUCUAGGUACACACUGUAGUUAACGAUGUUAUUCUGAUCGACGGGUUUCAAUCAAAGAUAUUAUUGUACUACGUAUUAUUAUAUAAUAGACAGGUUCACAUGGGCGGGUUUCUCUCUGUGUGGAGCGCACAAUCGGCCUUAACAAUCAAAUAUUCUUCAUCAACUCUUUUCUUUUGUCAACACCCAUUCACAAUGUAGUAGCACAUAUACAUUUCAUUGUGCUAUGUUUCUUAUAAUUAUACUUAUUAUACUUAGAAGAUAAAAAAAAUAACAAGAAAUCUGGCAUUUCAUUUUGAUGAAAUUAUUAUUUUUUUUUUCAAAGUUACCCGGGAAACAUUUGCGCCCGCGUUCAAACGAAGUAAAAAAAAGAAUGAUUAUAAAAAAUAUAAUAUUAUAGUAUAAAUUGGGAUUUUAAAAAAAAAAUCUACCGGAUCUACACGAGUGGAAAAAUUUUUUUAAUCCAAAGUUUCCUUAUGUACACCCAUCACAACGUAGAUUAACAUCUUCGGUGCUAUAAAAAUGUAGAUCUCUCUCCGCAUAUUGGUUUUCAUGAAAACAAAAAUUGACUUCAUCAUCUGUCCAGCAGCAGCUACAUACAUAUUAAAUAUCGUCUAGUGUGGGCUAUAUAUUGUGUGCUCUAAUAGUAUUUCCUAUGUGCUGCUGAAUCUCCCAACAUCUAUACGUAUUUUGCGGGGUUUUUCCUCUUAAUUUUUUCCGUGUGUUGCGUGUGUGUGUGUUAUGGUCUCCUAUUUCGAUUUUGUCUGAAACGUUUGUCGACAAAGUGAUGCGGAAAGAGGAGAACACAUUUCGCUGUAAAAGUACAUAUAUCCCAUAUAGAAUGCAUGGACAUCAAAAUACACUCUUCUGUUCUC